CUAUCGAUGAAACCGCAUCGGGCCAGGCUGACGUAACGAGCAAUCCAUCGUCGGUUGGCCAGUCAAGCAUAGCCGAAGAUAAUAGCAAAAGUCUUUCACGAGGUAUUCCACGACCAUGCCUGUCAGGAAACCACACAGCAAGUCUCGCUACGGGUGCGAUCAAUGUCGGAAACGACGCGUCAAGUGUGACGAGCAGCCGCCUCGAUGUAACAAUUGCAUCACUCGGGGCGAAUCUUGCCAUUUCUCGAGAGUCGCUCCAGCAAAGGCACGAUUAACACCCCAAGCAACACCGUCCCCGUCAUCCGAUACCACCAAUCUUGAGCCUGAGACGAGAGCAAGUGAUGCCACCAAGGACCGGUCUCUCCAGCAAAGUAACCACAGGCUGAACUCUGAAAUUAUCAGAUCAAGGGAACUUUUACUCAUGCAUCAAUGGUGUUGUUAUACUUACAAAUGCACUAGCCCCGAGUGGCAUCAAGUCCUCAAAGAAUAUGUGGGCCGGCGAUCGAUCGAGUGCGACUACCUAAUGGCAGCUGUUUACGGCUUCACAUCUCUCCACCUGGCAGCGGAUGCCUUGGAAGAAGAGCUCAGGGACUUGCCAAGUGCCCGUGAAUACGUGGGCAUAGGUGUGGAAUAUCACGUCAGAGCUCUCAACGGCCUACGGGCCGCUCUGGGGAACAUCUCCUCCGAAAACGCCUCGUGCGUUUUGUUCGCCUCCAUACUCGUUGCCGCCUUUGCAGUCGUUUCUUCAAUGCUACCGAUGGGUCCGCACGAUGAAACCCGCUCAGCUGCUCUGGCUCUGCUUCCCUUGGUUGACCACAUCAAGUCCAUCGAAUUUGUCAAAACCCAGACCAUACCGUUCCUACAUGGGACCGACAUAGGCAAAUACAUUGAUAAAAACUACCGUAGUCCACAGCACGACCGUGAGUUGUGUAUUGAUGAAUUGCGACGACUUCUCGACCUCGGUCCGCCGACCGAGCGCCACAGCGUGUACGAGAAGGCGAUUUUGGAGCUUGAGAAAGCCACUCGGAUAGACGACCGCGUCGCCGACUGGAUUGCUGAUGUCGGUUCAGAGUAUCUGGAAGCGCUGCGAGAAGAAGAGCCAAUCGCGCGUGCCAUUUAUAUGCAUUGGGGCGUGAUGCUGGACAAGUUGCAAGGAAACUGGUGGGCCAAGUUCGUGGGUCGUCGCCUCGUAGGGGAGUUAUCGGCUGCACUUGAGGAUGAGGGUCCAGAAUGGAGGUCGAUCAUGUUCUGGUGCAGAAAAGAGGUCGGACUGCCAGUGUAG
Molecule: messenger RNA, 1282 nt
Organism: Periconia digitata
Lineage: Eukaryota; Fungi; Ascomycota; Dothideomycetes; Pleosporales; Periconiaceae
Source: the annotation of a GenBank genome assembly